CGUUUGAAAUAUGCAGUGAAAAACUGUGGGCGUUAACAUUGUGAUUUUUGUUAGACGUGUGUCUACGGAGUUCUUCUGUGGAAGGUUAAGUUUACAGUAGCUGUUUGGUGUACACGAUGAUCAAGUUCCUGCUGAUGGUAAACAAACAGGGGCAGACCCGGCUGUCCAAGUACUACGAGGCCGUGGAGGUGAUCAAGAGAGCGCCCCUUGAAGCUGACGUGGUGAAGGGAUGUCUGUCACGCAAAAAAGAGGAGUGCUCCUUUGUGGAAUACAAGGACUUCAAGCUGGUGUACCGUCAGUAUGCAGCCCUGUUUAUAGUGGUUGGCAUCAGUGGUUCAGAGAAUGAGCUGUCCAUCUAUGAACUGGUCCACAACUUUGUUGAAGUUCUUGACAAGUACUUCAGUCAUGUGAGUGAACUGGAUAUCAUGUUCAACCUGGACAAAGUGCACAUCAUCCUGGAUGAGAUGAUUCAGAAUGGCCACAUCGUGGAAACUAACAAGAACCGCAUUCUGGCACCUCUGCUGGCUCUGGACAAGAUGGCCGACUCAUAAAGGCUGUUUUCUUAAACCUAGAAGUAAAUACAUUUUGUGAAUCAAGUUUGUAACAUUUACAUGUGAUCGACUGUAUUUCCAGUUAUUGAUUACUUUGUAUAUAUGAUGAUUUACCUUUUAUAAAUAAAAACCAAAACAUGACACGUUUUAUACUUUGCAAACAUUUUAAUGAUUAUUUUUUGGAGCAUACACAUUUGAAAAUAUCUGUUUACUUCAAACUGCAACUUGAGUUAAAUAAAUGUUUAUAAUAUACAAAGAAAAUACAAGGGAAAGCAUAGCUUGCUUUUUUUUCCUUAAAUGUGCCUUGCACACAGAACCAGUGUUUUUGCCUCUAUAGCUUCAUUGUAAAAUGACACAGAUGCAGUCUGGGACUUUGAUCAUGUGAUCCUUAUAGCAGGGUAAUGGACAAAAACAUACUCACACUGUAACGAAAGCAAAAACGAAAAGGAGGAAGAAAAUAA
This is a messenger RNA of Hypomesus transpacificus, 1012 nucleotides long. RefSeq names its product adaptor related protein complex 4 subunit sigma 1 (gene ap4s1). Lineage: Eukaryota; Metazoa; Chordata; Actinopteri; Osmeriformes; Osmeridae. Gene Ontology annotation, biological process: vesicle-mediated transport; protein transport. The transcript has 6 exons. Gene Ontology annotation, cellular component: intracellular membrane-bounded organelle. Bases 117 to 551 code for a protein of 144 amino acids. The record is from RefSeq and is a predicted model, not a curated record.